This is a messenger RNA of Brassica oleracea var. oleracea, 1978 nucleotides long. RefSeq lists its product as uncharacterized. The transcript has a single exon. NCBI's taxonomy places the organism in Eukaryota, Viridiplantae, Streptophyta, Magnoliopsida, Brassicales, Brassicaceae. The coding region runs from base 1 to 1944 and encodes 647 amino acids. The record is from RefSeq and is a predicted model, not a curated record.
AUGAAUAGAAUAAAGCUACCAACUCACAAACACCCUUUAUACCCAACACCUUGGGUUCGCAGUUGCAGUGGUUGCUAUCGAGAAAAUGAUUGCACCAAAGAUGGCUAUCGUUGCUACGAAUGUAAAAUAUUUUUUCACAAAGAAUGUGCAGAGUCAUCUUUAGAGAUCAACCACCCGUCUCAUCCUGAACACCCUCUCCACCUCUCCAUCCCGGAAAAGUUUUAUGAGAGUAAAAACUGUAAGUUGUGCGGAAAAACAUUGGUUAAUAUGUUUUAUCACUGUCCUUUAUGUAAAUUCGUUGUUGAUACGGUAUGUAUCAAAAAUCCACCACCAGAUGUUAUUGAACAUCCCAAAGCCCAUAAACACUCUCUUGUCCACCUGAUAAACUAUUAUCAUGGCACAUGUGACUUUUGUGAAGAGAAAUUUUGUGAUAGAUAUCUUUACAAAUGUUCCCAAUGUCAACUGAAAUUCCACUUUGAAUGUUCUAACCUUCCUCUAGAGAUAACUCAUCCCUUUCACCGUAAACACCCUCUUAAGUUCCUUACACGUGAAGAACAUUAUUUCCUUGAUGGGAAAUGUCGUAUAUGUGGAGACGAAUUAGGACGAAGAUUUUAUAAUUGUUCAAUCUGUAAAUUUAGUGUGGAUGUUGCUUGUGUAAAGAAUCCACCACCACUUACAAUCUUAUUUGCUAAAGCUCAUGACCAUCAAAUCAGUCUUAUUCCAAGGAUUAUCUCUUUCAACUGUGAUGCUUGUGGGUUGGCUGGCGAUCGAAGUCCUUAUUCAUGCCAACAAUGUGAUUUCAUGAUCCAUCAAAGUUGUAUUGACUUACCAGAGAUCAUCAACGUUAACCGUCACGAGCAUCGUCUUUCUAGGCGUCUUCAGCUAAGUCCUGGGAGUUGGAUAUGUGGAAUUUGUCACAAGAAAGUUGAUUGGUCAUGUGGGGCAUAUUCUUGCUCGAUUUGUCCUGAUUAUGCCAUUCAUUCUAGAUGUGCAUUACGAGAUGAUGUCUGGGACAAGUUAGAACUCAAGGGGAUACCAGAAGAACCUCAAGAAAUCAAACCGUACACGGUAGUAAAUGGAAACCUAAUACGUCAUUUUAGUCACGAAGAACAUUAUUUACAACUCAAUGAAGAGAAUAUCAUAUGUGGUGGAAGCAUUCGUUGUGAAGCAUGUGUCCUACCAAUAUAUUCUCAGGCGUUCUACAGUUGCGUACAAUGUGAUUUCAUUCUCCACAAAACAUGCGCUAAUCUUCCUAGGAAGAAACGACACAUGUAUCAUGCUAAGCCAUUGACUUUAGUAGUUGGUGACAUGACGUAUUUUGAUUGUAGUGCAUGUUCUAACCCUUCCAGUGGUUUCAGGUAUAGUAUUACAAAUUUCAAUAUAGAUGUAAAAUGUAGUGCACUUUCUGAAUCUAUCUUCCAUGAGAGUCAUGGAUGUACCUUGUACUACAUUUACGGGAACGGAAAGCAUUGCAUUGCUUGCGGCAAUUGGAGUUAUUCAACAUUUAACUGCGAUGACUGUAAAUUUGUGCUAGAUCUCAAAUGUGUUGUUUUGCCAAAAACGACGAGACAUUGGUAUGACGAACAUAUACUCUCUUUAUGCUAUGAAAAUCCUACAAAAGGAGAACACUGGUGUGAUAUAUGCGAGGAAAGUAUAGAAAAAAAUUGGUUCUACAAUUGUGACAUCUGUUGUGUAGCUUUUCAUACCAAGUGUGUUCUAGGCGAUUUUUCACUUCUCAUGCCUGGACACGUAAUCACAUACUACGGUAAAACGAGAUUUGAAGUGAUUCAAACGCAUCCUGGUUUCUUACCACGGUGCUAUAUUUGUCCCUCUCGACGUGCAGUUCCCUUUGUUUCAAAAGUUCUUUAUCCAAAAAAAAAUGUAUACAUUUGUUCUUCAAUGUGUUUUCUGUCCGCCGACUAUGUAUGCAAAGACCUGUAUUAAUGUAAAAUUGUAAUAAGAAGAAAAGACAUGGUCA